CCCACAGAGCGGCCACGGUUUCCGUCGAGGGCAUGAUGCAGCGCUCGUUUUGCGAGUUCAACCAGAUCUGUCAGGCGGACAACUACCGCAGGCAGCUCGAGGUCGCCGAGAAGGAGUACUCCGAGAAGUGCAGCGCCCCCCUCGCGUCGCACCUCGCCCCCCUCGCCGCCUUCUACGAGACCGCGGCCGCCUACCUCGACGUGCUCAACGAGAUAAUGCCCAUACUGCUGAACCAAUCGAAGGUGGCAAAGGAAUUGGACGCAGGGAAGAUACUGAUCGUCUCCGCAGGGCCUUAUAUCAAUCAGCUGGCCGUGUAUUUGAAUAGCACUGGUCCACGACAAACUCCCUAUAAGGUUUUAGUACUGAACACGCCGAUCCAAGACUCGUCGCGGUAUAACUUCGAAAUCGAUGAAAAUUGGUACAGGAUGCUCAGUUUCUCUGCUACAUACGACACCAUAGGUACAGAGGAAAGCACGAUGGAUCAUAAAGUAUUGUGUAUCGCGCCAAGGAACAUAGUUGCGGUAACGAAAAUGAACCUAAAAAUCGACGUCACUCGCAUUAUACAAGACUGGGAACAGCGGCAGAUACCGCGGUUCAAGGACGCUCCGGUGGGGGCGAGCUGCGCCAGCACGGUGCAGGAGCUGUCCCGCAUGUCGCACGCCGCCCGCGCCGGCGCCGUCCAGCUCGAGCGGAUCAACCUCACGCACUCCCUCGCCAUCUCCACCGGCGAGAUACUGCAGGCACUAGACAAGCUUAAAGCACUAGCUACUGAACUCGAGGCCCACAAGAAAUUUACCGAUAUAGCGAACUUCAAGUCUGAAUUCGCUGUGGUAUACGAACGCAAACAAGCUGAGAGGAAGCGAGAUAAAUAUAAACGUCUACUGUCGUUCGAGAACUUGUCUCUCUACCCCGACUACCAACGGAGACUGCUAGUCCUCAGGGAGCUGAGCUACAUCGACGAACACGAUAGCGUUAUACUGAAAGGUCGCGUGGCGUGCGGAAUGGGAACAAACGAACUGAUCAUAUCGGAGCUGAUAUUCCGGAACGUGUUCGCCGACAAGACCCCGGCAGAAAUUGCCGCGCUGCUCAGCUGCUUCGUGUUCCAAGCCAGGACCCAGAUCACGAACCCGCUCACAGAGAAACUGACUGAAGGCGUCAAAGCCAUUGAGGAGAUCGACGCCGAAAUCGCUUCUAUAGAGGCUAAAUAUUUAGUAAGUCACUUCGAAGGGCAAGCAGAGAGGUUGAACUUUGGCCUUGUAAGGGUAGUGUAUGAAUGGGCUUUGGAGAAACCUUUCGCAGAGAUUAUGGACCUAACGGAUGUUCAAGAAGGAAUCAUUGUCAGAUGUAUACAACAGUUGCAUGAGUUACUGGUAGACGUGAAAGACGCAUCCGUGGCGAUCGGUGAUCCGAAACUUCAGUCGAAAAUGAUGGAAGCGUCUACAUCUAUAAAGAGAGAUAUCGUGUUCGCUGCCAGUUUGUAUACAACCCAGAAAGAAGCAUUGAAUACGUAAUAAAAACUAACGGAUUUUUAAAUACCUUUUUUAAAUGCUUUUAAUUGUAAAACUCUAAAAUUGAAAUAGAAGAUCGGACAUGUCAUGAAACUAAAUAAAACCAUGCAGAACAACAUUUCAAGCCUGAUAGUCAUACGUGGGUACUCAAACGAAAAUUGGCUUAUUUUGCAGUUUUCGUAAAUUAAAAUUCAUAAUUCACAAAACUUUAUAUUGUUUUUUUUUUAUUGUUAUUGCUGUCCGAUCGCCUAUUGUGGAAUUGCAACUAUGAAAUGAGUAGAAAACCAAAAAAAUAAUGAUUACAAUAUUAGUCUCGGCUCUUAUAACAACAGUUACACACCAAAUUCAGUGGAGACUAUAACAUAAAAGAUUUAAAGAUAUGUAUAUGGAUGUUAAUUUCAAAUAGUAAACGCUUUCAAAUGUAUAUUGCAAAUACAUAAUCGGACCUUUAAAUACAAAACAUAUUUUGUACAACUUUAAUUUGUGAUUUUUAUAACCAUAAUCGACCGUACUGCCGCUAUAUUUAAUUUUAUGUAGUGAUAAAUUAUUUUUUAUUUUUACAUUUGAAUAA
This is a messenger RNA of Bombyx mandarina (wild silkworm), 2079 nucleotides long. It is a transcript of the gene tst, whose product is annotated as superkiller complex helicase subunit twister. Gene Ontology annotation, biological process: nuclear-transcribed mRNA catabolic process, 3'-5' exonucleolytic nonsense-mediated decay. NCBI's taxonomy places the organism in Eukaryota, Metazoa, Arthropoda, Insecta, Lepidoptera, Bombycidae. Gene Ontology annotation, cellular component: Ski complex. Gene Ontology annotation, molecular function: RNA helicase activity; ATP binding; RNA binding. The record is from RefSeq and is a predicted model, not a curated record.